UGCUUUCCCCUUGGUUUCCCCCCCCCCCUCCCGCCAGGCUGGUUCUGGGCACGCGGGGAGGGAGUCCUGCAGGAUGUCUGGGAGCCGGAGAGAGGAGCUGCUCGGAGCGCGGGUCAGCACCGGAAACAAAUACUCUCUUUGGGAGGCUUGAAAGAUAUGUGCGUGCACCUUGAGACUAAAAUUUCUUCAGAGGAUGGAAGCUUACCAGUAAAUCCUUAAUUAAGCAGAGAGACAGCUGCCAAGUACAAUAAACAGAAAUCAUGAAGAAACCCUGGAGUCCUAGUGCAUCCCAAGACAACGUUCCCUGUACUGCAGAUUUUUCUUGUUUGCAUGAAAGAGAAGGUGAGCCAGAAUUAACAUCUGAUGACAGCGAGGAGAAAAAAGAAAGCGAGAAGAAACAUGCCAGUUUUACUUUAUGCAAUGUAUGCAACAUUCAGUUGAACUCUCCUGCUCAGGCACAGAUCCACUACAAUGGCAAAUCACACCAGAAAAGACUAAAACAGAUCAGCAAUGGGAAUCUAAAAAAUGAUCAUGGUGGUACAUGCCAGAGCCCUGCCCUUCCAGCCCUGGUACGUCCUCCGGCUCCACCCUUGCAGCCUUCGCUGGAUCUCAAACCCUUUCUUCCGUUCCCUCUGGACACUGCGGCAGCUGUCAAUCUCUUCCCCAACUUCAAUGCAUUUCAGAACAAGAACAUGCACAUCUCUUGGCCACAGUUCUGCAACUCAGUUAUAUCCAAAAAAAUGCCAGGGCUGGCUCUGAGUAGAGAAGAUUCAAAAGAGAUGGACCCAAUUCAAAAAGCUGUAAUAAAUCAUACAUUUGGAGUUCCUCUUCACCACAGAAGAAAGCAAAUCAUAUCAUGCAACAUCUGCCAAUUAAGAUUUAAUUCCGAUAGCCAGGCUGCGGCCCACUACAAAGGCACUAAACAUGCCAAGAAGCUCAAAGCACUGGAAGCCAUGAAAAAUAAGCAGAAAUCUGUUACUACCAAGGACAGCGCAAAGACUACCUUCACUUCCAUCACUACCAAUACCAUCAAUACCAGCUCUGACAAAACAGCAGACCCGGCAAAAGAGGCACCAGCAAUAUCAACAACCACAAUGGUUGAAAUUCGGAAGAGCAGUGUCAUGACAACUGAAAUCACCUCUAAAGUAGAGAAACUCCCCACAACAGCCACUAGCAGCAACACAUGCACCUUGGGAGAGACAGAGGAAGAGAAGGCCAAGCGGCUCCUUUAUUGUUCACUAUGCAAGGUUGCAGUCAACUCUGCCUCACAGUUGGAGGCGCACAACAGUGGCACAAAGCACAAAACUAUGCUAGAAGCUCGAAAUGGAAGUGGAACGAUCAAAGCCUUUCCCCGGGCAGGUGUGAAAGGGAAAGGACCCAUAAAUAAAGGAAACACAGGACUUCAGAACAAAACAUUUCACUGUGAAAUUUGUGAUGUGCAUGUCAACUCUGAGACACAACUUAAACAGCACAUAAGCAGUAGAAGGCACAAAGAUAGAGCUGCUGGGAAGCCCCCAAAACCCAAAUACAGUCCUUACAACAAAAUCCAGAAGGGAACGCACCCACUUGGGGUAAAACUUGUAUUUUCAAAGGAACCUUCAAAGCCAAUGGCUCCACGGAUCCUACCAAACCCACUGGCUGCUGCCGCUGCAGCUGCUGCUGUGGCUGUAAAUUCCCCCUUCAGUCUUCGAACGGCCCCAACAGCAACCCUCUUUCAGACAUCAGCACUUCCUCCGGCACUUCUUCGACCGGCCCCUGGGCCUAUACGGACCACCCACACACCUGUCCUCUUUGCCCCAUACUGAAUUCCAUGGAGGAAUUAACUGUACUGCAAUAAUUUUUCAGAGCAAGAGCAAAACAAGAACAAUGAACUAUGCAGUGUUAAUUUAUAGUUUAAGAGAUAUAUAUAUAUUAAAAAUAUGAAGAAACCAGAACAAAUUCUAAAGAGGACAAACAAGUCAACAUUUUCUUCAGAUGAGAAGUCCUCUUGAAUACUGAGAGUUCUUGCAACAUGGGUUCAUAGCUAUAAAUAUAUAUAUAUCUAUAUAUUUUAAAAAUGUAUGAAAUCGUUUUGACUGUGCUUUUCGGCACAUAUCUCUCCUGCAAUGGCAUUUUUGCUUAUGAAACAACUAAACAGAAUUGUCUAAAGGGCAUUAACUGGCUCCAAUGUACAUAAAAUACUUAAUUCUGUAGAAUAAAGGGAGAGGGGGAAAUCAAACACUGUGAAUAGUAGUAACUCUUACCAAUGCUCCUGCCAAGUCAACAUUUCCUGGAUAUUUAUGAGUAAAAAGUAGAUGCAAUAGCUGUCUUGUUAAACACUAGUAUUGUGUCUCUAUGUAUGCCACCAGGUUCAUAAACUGAGGAGACAUUAAUCCACCAUCUCUUUGAUAAGCCAUCGCAAUGACCAUAAGUCUAGGCAGUAUCCUAGACCCAUUUUUCCUGAGAAAUAAGUCAGAUGAAUCUAACAGCACCUACGUCUGAGUGAAGGUGCAUAAAGUUGCAGUAUUAGUCUCUCUGCUGUUUUAAAAUGGAGUGAUCAAUAGCAUUUUGGAAGAGAAAUUAAGAAAGGAAUAAUUUCAUUGCAAGUACUAAAUAAACAGCAUUGGAACUGAAGAGAACGUCUUCAAGCAAGGUGGGACUUUUGGACUACUUUCAGGACUAUUUUUUGAACUCCAGCUCCUCGAAUGCCACAGUUGAGGGAUUCAGAGAGUGGGAGCCUUUAAAAUGUAGCAUUCUAAGCUCUGCUGUUCCAUUCUCUCCAAGCUGUAACCCCUCUACCCUAUCCACUUGCCUUGUCACAAGCCGCUUUCAAUAUUUCCCUGAAUUUUGAAAUGUAUCCUUUAGUGUUAUUCAUAAGGAUGGAAGACUUAUUGCUAAGACAGAAAGGAAAGGUUCAGCCAUUUAUGUAGGUUCUUAUAUUCUUCUCUAGAUUAGGGCUUGUUGUCACAGCAUCUGAAAACAGACAGUGGCCUCAAUAUGGUUUGAGCUAAAGGAGACCCACUAAAUCAGUUGCUGAAUAGUAAGUCAACUGAGAUCCUUUUGAUAUAGUUGGUGUAUUGUAACUCAAACUAGAAAUUGUAUUUAGAGUAUUGUGUGCAAAUCCCAAAGGGGUAAUAACAGACUUUGGCUCUAUAGACCUUGGUUUGGAUAGCAGCAACCAACGGUGCCAUCAGCAGGAGAAUCCAGACCUUGCUUUCAAACUAAGGUAGACUAUGAUUCUUAGUAAAAACUGCAAUGGGAUAGUGUGCAUGUCUGCUAUGACUCUAGUCAGGUAUAUAGAUUAGGCACCAUGGAUCCAAUAUGAACAUGUAAUGGUCUCCGGUAAAUGUGUGGGAUCUCAAAAGGUCAUGUGUCUUGAUGACAGCCAAUUCCUGAAAAUGUUACCAGCAUGUACCAUGCUAGCUAUGGGCUUGCUCUAAAAAUGUUACCUUUCCCAAGCUCUCUUCCCAUCUCACCAUCUACUACCUCACCAUCUACCAUCACCAUCUACGGAGCCCCCAGUGGCACAGUGGGUUAAACCCCUGUGCCGGCAGGACUGAAGACUGACAGGUCGCAGGUUUGAAUCCGGGGAGAGGCAGAUGAGCUCCCUCUAUCAGCUCCAGCUACUCAUACGGGGACAUGAGAGAAGCCUCCCACAAGGAUGAUAAAAACAUCAAAAAUCAUCCAGGCAUCCCCUGGGCAACGUCCUUGCAGAUGGCCAAUUCUCUCACACCAUAAGCGACUUGCAGUUUCUCAAGUCGCUCCUGACACAACAAAAAAAAAACACAACCUGUUUUGAUGUCAUAGCUUUCCACCACAAUGUGGGGGUGUUAUAAUUUGAUGAAUCAGUGAAAAUUUUUUGUUGAGAAUCUUUGGUCUUCAUUGACCAAACCAGAAUCCUAGGCUAUUGUGGGGAAAAGAAAUGAAAGUGAAAUCCAUUUAAAAUAGUUUAAGAUAUCAAUUCCCUGAUAUGUAAUAUGGAAGUUAUAUACUAUAUAUUUCGGCAGCUAGUAAUCACUUGCAAAGACCUGUGUCAAUUAAGGACUGGAGUGGGUAAAGUUCAAGUUUGAGAUCAUACAUAGCUCCCAAAGUUUGUUUGCUAACUACUUGUUUGGUAGUACAUAGACCAAUGGUGUAUCAUGCGGUGGAUUAUUUUUUUUUGUCAUGUCAGGAGCGACUUGAGAAACUGUAAGUCGCUUCUGGUGUGAGAAAAUUGGCCUUCUGCAAGGACGUUGCCCAGGGGAUGCCCAAAUGAGUUGAUGUUAUAAUUUGAUGAAUCAGUGAAAUUUUUCUGUUGAGAAUCUUUGGUCUUCAUUGACCAAACCUGAAUCCUAGGCUAUUGUGGGAUGCAGUGAAUGCUAAGGAUGGGCAAAAAUACUAUAGAUCUUGAUCUGAGUUCUGAAAGCAUAUCUAUUUGAACAAUUCCAUGCUGUAUGGGGGAUUUGGGAAUCUGUAUUCUUAAAAAGUAUUUUUGCUAACUUUGUUGGUGUUCAACUACAACAAAGGGGCCCACUUAAGAUUUGUAAUGUACUUCAUUUUAUAUCACAAGAGUAGAAGCAUUACAGGACAAGGAAGACACAUUUCUUGGGAGGUUGUGUAGGAAGGGUGCACAUUGCUACUAGUGCUAUGAUAGAAUUUAAAGAUACGCAAGAUGAGUCAUAUGAGUGCAGCACACACACUUUAUAAUCUCUUUAAGGACUUCGGUUCACUGUGAGGUUUAAAAAAUGAAUUGUUGAUCUAUAAAGCUUUAUUGUACAUACAGUAGAGUUAAAAUAAUUUAUAUAAAAAUUAUAAGUAUAUAUAUAUUAUGCAUAUAUAUAUAUAUAUAUAUAUAUAUAUAUAUCCCUUCAGUUUUAAAUAUGGUUCAUAAAGUGGAUGGCAACAAACAGCAGAGAGGAUGAAAAUGAAAGGUACAUUUUCAGAUUCUCUGAUAUUUGCUGCUGACAUUUUUUUUUGCCAGAAAGAGAGCUAGAAGAUAUUAUAAUAAGCCAAGGUUUGCUCAGCCAUAUUCAGCCAUACUAAGAGACAGCAGCAUUGCCUGCAAGUAGAUUUUAGCUAUAAAAAAGUAACCAUAUUUCAAGUGAAGUGGGAAGCAGGAGCUUAAACAAAAUUUUGAAAAAUGGAAGUGAUACGAAACAUUGGCCAUAGAUUUGCUAAAUUCAUGUGUCUUUUUCUUAAGUUAGCAUUUGGAGUUUAUUAUACUUACAGUGCUUUUCCAAAGAGUUAUUCAUGGCUGGUUUGAUUUCAUUUUUUUGAGAAUGUGUAUGCAAGUGUGCCCAUACACAUUCAUUUGUUUAUAUACAUAAUUAUAAAAUAAAAGCAGGAAGGGGAAAAAUUGAUGCUACAAAAAUAAAGAUUUGAAUCCAAACUUGUCCGUCCAUGAUCGCAAAUUUUGCUUCUAGAAAGGUCCCUCCUUUUUUGUGGCUUGGAUCCAGCGUAGAUUCCCGUGAAAGGCAGUGGUGUAGAGCAAAGUUUUUCAGCCAUUAUCCCAUAAACAACCCCUGACAUACUAUCUUUCCCAUUGUUAUAAAGGGUAUCCUGAUGCUGCAAAGCAGAAUUUUGUAUGGUAUAUGGCAAGGUGGGUAAAUCACAGUGCGGAAGUCAUGUGUAGGUCUGAAAUCUAUUGUUUUGGCACUCCACCCCCAUAUCCACAUUGAUUCUUUUUUCUAUCAAAAAAAACAAACAAACAAACUAACCCAACUCUACAGAUACAAUACAAUAUAAUACAAAACUUACAGUCAGCGGGGCACAAGCGCCCUGGGAAGGGGAAACACAUUUCCCCAGUGAGGCAGUUAUUAAAAAACAAAUUAGAAAAACAGUUUAAAAUCACCAUUUUAAAACACAGGUUAACUCUACAGGUAGUCUAUGUGGACCCUGGAGUGGCCCGGGAGGGGAAAAAAAUCCCUUGACUAGCUGUUGUUCCAACCCCUAGCAAUGGAUUAUAGGAAAAGGGACUAUCACUACUUAGAAAGUGUGAAUGGAAUUCAACUCAGAAAAUUCUGGAUCCUGCUGAAAAUAUGCCUCCAAAUCCGAAGAGUCACAUUUGUCAAUUAUGUGUUACUUUUAAAAGAUUGCUCUUAAUUAAUUAUUCUGAAAUAUUGUAUCCAUGUUACUUGCAAAUAUUUGUGCCUUGAAAUUAAAGCACCCCCCCCCCCCAGCCACUAUUGGCUAUUUCAGUCUUAAACCAGAGGCAGGACUUGCUGUGUGUAUAUGAUUUUGAUGUUCUUUCAUUAGGCAAAUUGCUCGAGACCUUUAAUAAUAUGAGUCUAAAGCUAAAUUUCAACAUUCAUACUCCAAGAUACUGAAAAUUCGUUAGUUCCAGGCUGAUAAGCAGAUUUAUUCCAAAACACUGGGACUUUGCAAUAGCACUUUUGUAAGCAAAACUGCUAGACUGCCUUUGAAAUGAGCACUAGUGCCCCUUUCUGACUGCAUUAAUUAUGCCAAUAGCGAACAUCAAUACAAAAUAAAACCUUAAGGUAUAACCUUAAAGCCUCAGCAUAUAGUGUCUUUUGCUGAAUUGCUACUGACCAUAACCUUUCCACAUGGUGCUUUCUUUGGCUAUAAUGUAAAGAGAAAAUCAAAAUUUCCCCAUUUUGAUUUUUCUCAUCAUUUCCAGCAGCCAGUGAGAACAUGGAGUGAGAGGGACUACUGACAUAACUGCAGGGGGGAGAUACAUAAUAUUGUGAGUCAAAGGAUGAUUUCUAUAUGUAUUGAGACUAUUGUUGGUGGUAUCUCCAUGGCAACUGUAAGAUCUGCUCCAGGAAUCUGUUUUAUCUUUUCAUAAUGUAGAUGCAAUAUGGGUGAUGUCCUCAGAUCUCUGGCACAUACAUGCUAGUGGUGUAUCUUUAUGGGCCCAUAGGCCUUUCUUUGUGGUCAGACCCAAGCCAUAAAAUAUUAGGGGUGAUCCAAAAUCAGGAUGUCCUGGAAAGACCUUUUUGCAGAUGAAAUAAUAUGCAGAAAUGCAAAUGUGAUGAAGACAUGUGUGAGCUUCUAGGAUGUGGAGAUGUGCUACCACCCUGUCAAAAUGCUAAUGAAUAAAUUUGUUCUGACAAAUGUGUCUUGUGACAUGUAUGGAGGCACAGUACAAAUGGCACAGAUGUUUUUCCUACUCUUUCCAUCAGCCAGUCCAUACUCUCUUCAGUUGUUUGAAACUUCUUACUUUCUUUCUUUGGCAUUUCCACUGCUGUAUGCAAACAUUUCUCUCUCACCUACAAGUCUCUCCUAGACUUCAGCUGUAAGCAACAAACAAUCCUUUUUAUGUCUCUUAUUCACUACCUAAUAAAGGAUGAAGCCUAAAUGUUAAGAA
This is a messenger RNA of Anolis sagrei ordinatus, 7285 nucleotides long. It is a transcript of the gene ZNF385D, whose product is annotated as zinc finger protein 385D. Gene Ontology annotation, molecular function: nucleic acid binding; zinc ion binding. The record is from RefSeq and is a predicted model, not a curated record. NCBI's taxonomy places the organism in Eukaryota, Metazoa, Chordata, Lepidosauria, Squamata, Anolidae. Gene Ontology annotation, cellular component: nucleus.